This is a messenger RNA of Colletotrichum truncatum, 2019 nucleotides long. RefSeq lists its product as uncharacterized. The record is from RefSeq and is a predicted model, not a curated record. Lineage: Eukaryota; Fungi; Ascomycota; Sordariomycetes; Glomerellales; Glomerellaceae.
AUGCACAUGGACUUCUUACGUCCCUCCUCGAAGAAGGGGAGGUCGCGCUUCUCAAAAGCCUUACCCGUCCCUCCGCCUCCGCCUCCGCCAUAUGACCCUCUACAAGUCUCUUCUCCGCCUCAACUUCCUCCUCCCAUCUCAAACGACAGGAUCAAGCAGCUCCCUUCGAUUCCUCGAGUUCCAGUGAGGUCACCUCAAGUAACGUCUCCCGUCAUGUCCGACAAGCCGUUGCCGCCACCGCAAUCCCACAACCAGUCUCUCCCACCUCUACCAUCCCUCGAGACGAAAGAGUUGCCCAGAAUGCACAUCGCCCGCCGUCCAGUCGCUAAGCAGCCCGCUCCGCAGUCAACCCCUCAACAACAGCAGCAGCAGCAGCAGCAGCAGCAGCAUUCGCCAACCGAGUCUAUUGGAAGUCUCUUGUCGGCAUACUCGAGGAGUUCGGGCGAGUCACUUAUCAUGUCGCCAGAUGGAAGUUCAACUCAACGAGACUCAGCCCCAAUGUAUGCCUCUGAACAGGACGGAACAAGACAGGCUAAAAUCCUCACGCCCAACUCAUUGUCAUUCGGCGACAAUGACGCGGCUUACACCAACUAUGGUGCACAAAAGUUCACCUCAGACAAGAGCCUGCCGCCUGCUCCUGCCUUUGAUUAUGAACAGGGCCCACCUCCGCCAGCCAAAUCAGGGCAGACGGCGACUGUCGGCAGUCCGACGAGCUUUGGGUCGGGCUCGCCACAGCAGCAGCAGCGGCCAAUAUGGAGGAGAAGAUCUGUGAAAUCGGAUCGUAAUAUCGAAGUCUCUGACCUAAAACUGGCAGUCAGUCAUGGUUCGACUGCCGCUUCUCAACCAAACACCGCACAACCCUCAUCAUAUUCUGCCGUACCUCCCCCAACGCAACAACAAUAUCCCCCUCGUACUAGUUCUGGCUUGCCUGGUAGGAAUAUUCGGCCUGGACAGCAUCAAAUUUCUCCUCCAGCAGCAACUGCAGCAGAAGACGGAAUGGGCCAGGAAGUGUCACGGUUGCGAGAGAAAAUCUCGCGUCUCCGCGGUGAGGAAGGCGCGAACGUGGGAGCCUCUCACAGCGAUACCGCCCUUUCGCCUACUCAACGUCUGCCGACUCCCGACUAUGAGAAAGAGGAUGUCAAGACGCCCGUUGUCGAUACUGUUGUCUCACCCAUCUCUCCAGCUUCCUCCCCCAAGCCCGCGGCUGACCAGGCAACGACCGAGGCCAAGCCACCCGUCCCGCGCAAGGCUGUUACGGAACGUAACAUUCAUAAUGCUCAAAGCUUGCCUCAAAUGCGUGCUGAGCAGCCUGUGACGAACAGCGAGGCACCUCCUACCAUCAAACAGUUUCCCGUCAGUCCUCUCAGCCCCGAGUCGCAGGCGCAAUUUCCCGCCCGGACCACAUCAAAUCAGCAGCAACAGCAGCAGCAGCAAAGAGCACAAUGGCAGCCCACAGGUCAGGAGCAUGUGCCCAAGUUCGCACAGCAGGGUGGCGACAUGCGGCCUGCCUCUAGGGAUCAGCGCCCACGCCAAGGUUCUGGCGAGUACCGCGAGCUGAGGGAGAAGGAUAUGCCGUCUGCCGACGCUCGCUCGUCCGCCUUCCCCCUGUACACCCCGGAGCCCCCCAGCCCAUCAGUUGUCUAUAACGCCCUCCCUAUCAAGGACAGCAUGCUUGACUGUUACGUCCGACACCGCGUCAUGGAUCGCACCCGUAACCGCAAUUAUGCCCUCACCUGCCAGACCUGCGGUAAGGCCGACACUGAAGAUCGAUUCAAGUGUCAAUGGUGCUACGUGCGCAUGUGCACCUCCUGUUUUAAAACAUUCAACAGCAACCGCAGGGAUCUCCGGAAGCUCCUUGCCCACCUCGAGGGCAACCCGCAGAGCAGCGAUUCUCAGGGCCCGGCAGCUGCUCCUUUGCAGCCGAACGAAGCAGUCGCGACUGGGGAGCAGAAGGCUCAGCAGCAGCCAGUUGAAGAGCAUCAGCAUCAGCAGCACCAACCUCAGAUGGUUGCUGCUUAA